Messenger RNA from Racocetra persica, 124 nucleotides. Lineage: Eukaryota; Fungi; Glomeromycota; Glomeromycetes; Diversisporales; Gigasporaceae. The record is from the annotation of a GenBank genome assembly.
GAUCACAUAUAUAAUUGCACUGCCGAGUGAAAAGCGUAAUAUUGUAGAAGAAUUAAUAAGGUUAAAGACUCAAAAAAGUUUAGCGCAAUAUUCGUUGACGACCUAUAGGAUUAAGGGAUGCUGA